Molecule: messenger RNA, 1780 nt
Organism: Habropoda laboriosa
Lineage: Eukaryota; Metazoa; Arthropoda; Insecta; Hymenoptera; Apidae
Product: zinc finger protein GLI4-like
Biological process (GO): regulation of transcription by RNA polymerase II
Cellular component (GO): nucleus
Source: RefSeq, a predicted model, not a curated record
CGCGAACGGGAGUGCACUUUGUUGGUUAUGUGAGCAUCGAAACGCGUCGUUGUUCAUCGUUUUUCACGAUAACCGGCCAGGAUGGGCCAGGGCACGGAUACCUGCACAGACAGGCCUACUGAAGUUAGCGUGAUCAGAUUUGUAUCAAGGAAUCGUACCAUUGAAGAAAUUGCCCCAAAAAAGGAAGUAUAUACUUGUAAGCAACGAGGUUGUGGCAAAACAUUCACUAAUCAAGAUGAAUACAAAACACAUGAAGCCCUUGAGGCUUACAAUAUAAUUAUAAUAAUAACAAAAGUUUGACUACCCUUCAUAUGUCGAGAACCAGGAUGUGGAGAAGAACUAUCUGACCCUGGAAGUAUGUGGCGCCAUUAUCAGGAAUGGCAUAAUAAUGAAACAAAUGUAUUUAUAUGUCCAUACACAAAUUGUGGGUCUUUACACACAACUAGUAGCAAUCUAGAAGAACAUAUCGAAAACUGCCAUAGACAACCACCAACACUGCCAACUGAACCAGAAGUAAUAUGUUUUGAAGAUACUGAGAAUGCAAUGGAUGAGGAAAUUGUCCAAAGUACAGAGGAAUGUUAUGAGAAGAGAACAAAUGAAACUUUUUCAAUAAAAGUGCAUCAAUAUGAUGAUAAUAAUGAACAAAAUAUUCUCAGAAGUGAUAAUGUACAGCAACAAAAAAAAGAAGUCCCUCAUGAUCAGAAUACUGCAAAUGACAGUUCAAAGGAAGAAUAUUCUUCCACUAGUGAAUCUUUAAAUGAAGCUGGUACAUUUUCUAUCAAUGAAAACUUAAUUCUAAAUACAGAGAAUUUCAUAUCCAAAUAUGAAGGUAAUACAAAUAAAUGUUCAGAAUUGCAGACAGAACAUUCCCAAGAGAAAACUAACAUAGUUUAUGUAAAUGGUGACAUUACUAUUACAAAGAAUGCAAAAAAUGAGGUGUGCAAUAUGAAUUCAAGAAAUCAAGAGCACAGAAUUGAGUUAGAUAAUCUUGAAAGGAUCUUCAGAAAUGAUCUCGAUCGUGAUAUUCCAAAAACUGAGGAGAAUACUAUUGAAACGAACAGCAAUUGUUCAGAUAAUGAAGAGUAUACUCCAAAGAAGCAGCGCAUGUCUAGGUACAAGCAAGAAAUUUACAAGUGUGCAGUUAAUGGUUGUGGGAGAAAAUACAAAUACAUAUCCCAUUAUCGUCACCAUCAAGACAGUCAUAAAUUAGCAGCCAAUACAAUUAGUUCAAAUUCUAACAAAUCAAUAGUAAAAAUAAAGCAAGGGAAAGCAUCAACGGUCAGUUUUUUCCUAUGUAAGAUUCCUGGCUGUGGGGCACAAGUGAGCAAUGUAACUGGUUUAUGGAAACAUUACCAGGACAAUCAUGCUAAUUCAAAACUACCAAUAGUACAAGGAACUAAGAAUAAUGAAGUAUUUCGUUGCAAAAUUCCUGGAUGUGAAACAGAGUUCAGUACAACAGUAAUGUUGUAUAAACACUUCAAUGAAGUACACUCAAAUAACACUGGCAAUAAUGCUAGCACAAAUACGAAGACUGGGAAUGGGAGUAGUUUUCAUUAUAAUGAAAUGUUCAAAGAUGAUACUACCAACCCGCAAGCAAACUUUAAGACUGACUUUAAAGCAAAGAGUAAUAUUAAUGUAAAUGACUGUACGAUAAGUACUGAUGAACAAAGAUUGUCAUCAAUUGUUAAGAAGGAAGCUCGGGAUUGACUUGAAAUAAAUUAGCAUCUUAAACAUGACGAUAAAUAAUUAUAGCAAUGAAAUGGAGUACUAUACCAGGGCC